Sarcophilus harrisii (Tasmanian devil) is the source of this 2244-nucleotide messenger RNA. RefSeq names its product RCC1 domain containing 1 (gene RCCD1). The transcript is spliced from 7 exons. The record is from RefSeq and is a predicted model, not a curated record. Lineage: Eukaryota; Metazoa; Chordata; Mammalia; Dasyuromorphia; Dasyuridae. The coding region runs from base 48 to 1196 and encodes 382 amino acids.
CUGCUCCGCGACAGCAGGGGGCGCUGUCCGCAGCGCGCGCGCCCGGGAUGGAAGGUCUGCCCCGGCCCGGGUGGUUCGGCUUCGGGUUCCGCGGCUUCGGCCAGGCCCUGGGCUCGGAGCGAGGCCUGCGGGGCAGCUUACAGGGGCCCGAGCCGCUGGUGGUGGGAGGCCUCGGAGCGGGAGACCCGGAGAAAGAUGCCGCCGCCCAGGUUACCCAAGUGCGGCCCAGCUGGAGCUUCACGGGCUUCCUAACUCGAGACGGGCGCCUGGUGCUGUCCGGCUCUGUGAAUGGCCAGCUCCCGGGUUGCAGGGACCUGUUGGCCUCGGAGCAGCACCUGCUUGUGCUGCGCACGGAGACAGAAGGAAGCCCAGCAGAGAUGCAGGCCUGGGCUGCAGCCCCUGAGCUACGAGGCACACCCCUGUGGACGCGACAGAUCCUGCAGCGGGGAGACCCCCCGAAUCCUGCUCUGCUACCCCUCGCUCCUGAGCCUGGGUGGUACGUGCGCCCCAUGCAGCCUUUCUCCCAGCCCCUGUGUCCUGAUCUGAAGGCCCGCCAGCUGGUGUUGGGGGCAGAGCAUGCCCUGCUGCUGGGUGGAAUGGGGCAGGUGUAUACGUGGGGCACAGGCAGACUCGGACAGCUGGGCCACGGGGCCCUGGAGGCAGAGCUGGUGCCCCGACCAGUGGAGGCACUUCUGGGGCUAGCCAUGGCCCAAGUUGCAGCUGGCGGAUGGCAUUCCCUCUGCGUGAGUGAGGCCGGUGAUCUCUAUAUCUGGGGCUGGAAUGAAUCUGGGCAACUUGCAUUGCCUUCCAGAACCAUAGCAGAAAGAGAGAAGACAGUGGCUGGUGCUUCUGGGCUCUCCUCGUGCAGUCCUGAAGCAAAGAAACCAGCCACAGAUGGGGAUGGAGACCUUGCUCAGUUCAUAGCAAUACAGCCUUUCCCAGCCUUACUAGAUCUUCCCAGUGGCUCAGAGGUCAUCAAGGCCAGCUGUGGAUCCCGACAUACGGCUGUGGUGACUCGAGAUGGUGAACUCUACACUUGGGGCUGGGGUAAAUAUGGCCAACUUGGUCACAAGAAUACUGCCAGUUUGGAUCAGCCCCAACGGGUAGAUUAUUUCACAGAUAAUCUGCUCCAUGUGGAAGCUGUGAUCUGUGGGCCAUGGAAUACUUAUGUGUAUGCUGUGAAAGGGAAGGACUGACUUCCUGGAUAAUUGGACAAAACCCCAUUGAGUUUGAAGAAUCUGAGGCAAUUUUGUGUACUUUUAUAGGUACAGAAAACAAAAUUAAGGAAAAAAGGAUGGAAAACUCUUGCCCCUGUUUACCAUCUGUAUUGCUAUUGGCAAUUAUCAAGAAACCAAAAGAUUAGUGUGGGGCAUCCCUACUUCCUCUAGCCCAACCCUGAAAUUUGCUUGAUUAAAAGAAAAAAAAUCUUGUAAACUUUCAGUAAGAUAAUUCAGGUCUCAUAUUUGGUAGUUUUGAAAUGCUAAUGACAGAUUUGUAAUUUUAUACGAAAACUAAACUCUGGGGGAUCAUGUAAUUGAAUAUCAGAAUAACAAAAAACUUUGCCAACAAUAAAAAAGUUUCUGAAUACAACCAUUAAAAAUCUAAAAAAUGCUAAAUAUAUUCAAGGUGUUUUUGGCAACACUUCAGCCAAAAAUAUUCAUAACCCAAGUUUCUGGUGAUGUACCUUUUCUCCACUUGAACCAGGUUUCAAAGUUCUAGAUUAGGAAUUGAACUUUACUUAGGAACAGAUAUAUUUGGAGUGAAGGGAAGGCAGCACACACUUUAGAAAGACAAAAACCUUGACACUUCCUACUUUGUAGAGAUGUUUGACAUUUUAUUGAAAUGUUUUACUUUCAUGUUAUAAUUCCUCCACCUUAGACCAUGUUUUAAAUGCAUGAAAUAUGGUAUUGUGAUCAACCUUUUUUUUUCCUUUAGAUACCAGGUAAGCCAGUAGGGUCCCCCCCAAAAAAGAGACUCUUUCUUGCUGAAUUAUAGAACUGUAUAGUAGAAUAUAGCACUGCAGCCUCUGCCUUCCAACUUGUUAGUUCAGAGUUAGUUUCCACUGUCUCUUUACUCCUCUCUGUCUUCUCAUCUUUAAAAUGAGGUCUCAGGUUCCAUGUGAGGGAGGGAUCGCUGCUUCAGUGCAUGUGGGAAAACAUUCCCACUCUCUGAAGUCUACAUAUUAAUACAUUGAUAGUUUCUUGUAGUGUAAACGGCUCAACAUUUUCCUGAUUCCAAUUUAUA